This is a messenger RNA of Sphaerodactylus townsendi, 1706 nucleotides long. It is a transcript of the gene MRPS5, whose product is annotated as mitochondrial ribosomal protein S5. The record is from RefSeq and is a predicted model, not a curated record. Gene Ontology annotation, molecular function: structural constituent of ribosome; RNA binding. The transcript has 11 exons. Gene Ontology annotation, cellular component: ribosome. Gene Ontology annotation, biological process: translation. Lineage: Eukaryota; Metazoa; Chordata; Lepidosauria; Squamata; Sphaerodactylidae. Bases 124 to 1344 code for a protein of 406 amino acids.
UCGCCUGUCGCUGCGAAACUGCCAGUGGAGACUUUCAUCGCCCUGCUUUGGCAAAUUACGAGCGGAGGGGGGGGGGGGGGAACCUUUCGGGCGCUACGGUGGCUGAGAAGGAAAAAGGCCAAGAUGGCGGCGGCCGUGGCAGCAGCGGCCCGGCGGGUCUGUAGUGCUGGAGUCUUCGGGGCGGCAUGGAGAGGCUAUACCUUGAUUCCAGGGCCUGGGAUUCCCAGCCAGUAUUCUACAUUGGCAUGUGCUUUGCAGGCACAUUGCUAUAUUUCUGCACCUCGUGAUGUGACAGUAGAACAACGCAGACACGGCAGCUUUUUCAACAAGUUGACAGCCGAUGAACUCUGGAAAGGAGUUUUGGCAGAGACUACGACUGGAAGGAGAGGAAGAGGGAAGAGGACCAAGAAAAAGCUGAAAAGGGAUCUGAACAGAGGCCAGAUAAUUGGCGAAGGACGUUCAGGUUUUCUUUGGCCUGGCCUCAAUGCUCCCGUGCUAAAAGAUGGAGCCGUCCAAACAAUCGGGAAGCGAGAUAAAGAAGAAUGGGAGAAGCUGCAGGCAGAAAUAAUCCGUCGGCGGGAUGAGUGGGAUAAGAAAAGAAAAAUGAAGGUGAAGAGGGAGAGGGGAUGGACUGGAAAUUCCUGGGGAGGCAUCAGCAUAGGGCCUCCUGACCCAGGCCCUAAAGGAGAAACAUAUGAAGACUUCGACUCCAGGGUGAUUCAGGUGAAGAAUGUAUUUACUAUGACAGCAAAGGAAGGAAGGAAAAAAACCGUCAGUGCCCUGGUGGCCGUGGGAAAUGGGAAAGGAGCUGCAGGCUUCGCAGUGGGAAAAGCUGCUGACAGGAUGGUGGCGUUACGAAAAGCAAAGAACAGAGCCAUUCGCUAUUUGCACUAUGUUGAAAGAUAUGAAGAUCACACAAUUUAUCAUGAUAUUGCAGUUUCAUUUAAAAAAACAAAGCUCCGGAUGCAAAAGAAAAACAGGGGGUAUGGACUUCACUGUCACCGAGCUGUCACUACAAUAUGCAAACUGAUUGGGAUUAAAGACAUGUAUGCCAAACUUUAUGGGUCCAGAAAUCUACUGAAUCUCACCAGAGCUCUCUUUAAGGGAUUAUCCAGACAGGAAACUCACCAAGACCUAGCCAAUAAGAAAAACCUGUAUGUGGUAGAAUUUCGUGAAGAAUGUGGCCCCCUGCCCAUCGUGGUUGCUGCUCCCCAAGGGGUCCUCAGGGAAGACCCUGAGCCCGAGGACGAAGUUCCUGAUGUCAAACUGGAGUGGAACGAAGUGAAGGCAGCCCAAGGCAUGAAGAAGUCUCCCUGGGCAAGUGUCAAAAGAACGGUGUGGUAGAUGGGAUGCACAAAACUCGGAGGACAUCUAACAGCACCACAUGACGUGGAAAUUUCUGCCUUUUGCAAAAUGUGUGCUGGGCAAAUCCUCCAGCUGAUUAGUCCUCGUGACAGUUUGCAGACAUUGUGACGUUGAGCCUCAGAGUGUUGUGACCGUCACUCUGCAUUUGGUAACACCUCUGUUGAAUGCAGGUGACUGAUGGGCCAAGGGGCUCAGGGGGCAGCGUUCUGGGUCAGAAAUAUAUCUACUCUGCUUCCGCUGUCUUGGGUAAAAAAAAGGAGCCUGUCAUCAGCAGUCUUUCCACAAAUAAUUUGAGAAGACUGUCCAACAACCUUACAGAAAUAAAUAUGUUUUCAAGUGUU